Messenger RNA from Vicia faba (fava bean), 558 nucleotides. The record is from the annotation of a GenBank genome assembly. NCBI's taxonomy places the organism in Eukaryota, Viridiplantae, Streptophyta, Magnoliopsida, Fabales, Fabaceae.
AUGAGUUCUUCUUAUCACCCCCAAACAUAUGGACAAACAGAGGUUACUAAUGGCACUAUUGAACAGUAUUUGAGGGCUUUUGUUCAUCACAAACCCUCUCUUUGGCAUCGUUUUCUCCCUUGGGUAGAGUAUCAUUACAAUACAUCCUUUCACUCAUAUGCUGGUAUGACACCUUAUGAGGUGGUUUAUGGUAAGCUUCCCCCUUCUAUCCCAUCUUAUGUGAUUGGUACUUCCGAGUUAGCUGCUUCUGAUGAAUUAGUUAGUUCACAAGAAGCUGUGUUGGAUUUACUUAAGAAUAAUUUGGCUAAGGCUCAGCAACAGGUCUUGGUGCAGUGGACUGGUCUUGCACCAGAGAAGGCAUCAUGGGAAGUUUGGCAGAUGAUGCAACAGGUUUACAACCUUGAGGACAAGGUUGAAUUUGGAGGGGUGGAUAUUGGUACAGAUGCGGAUCAAGGGAGUGGUAUUAGCAAAUUGCAGCCCACUAUAAUUAAUGAUGUUAGGCCCAUUCGCGUAAGGAAACUCCCUUCCAAAUUCAAGAAUCACAUUGUUUACAAAUGA